AUGCUUUGUAUCUCGAUUAACAUCCACCAGAUCUCCACCCGCUCGUUCGCUUCUCAGAUUCCUACCCCUGCACCUGCUGAGCAGAAGAACAUUCACCCCAAGAAGUACGGUGGCAAGUACACUGUGACCUUGAUUCCCGGUGAUGGUGUUGGUCAGGAAAUCGCCGGUUCCUUGAAGGAUGUGUUCAAGGCUGCCAAUGUUCCCGUCGAGUUUGAACAGUACGAUGUGUCUGGCUUGACCUCGGAGGACGAAGCCUUGUUCCAGGAAUCGCUUGCUUCCCUUCGCCGCAACAAGGUCGGUAUCAAGGGUACCAUGUUCACUCCUACCUCUCGCUUGGGCCACAAGUCCUUCAACGUGACCAUGCGUAAGGAUCUCGAUAUCUAUGCUUCUCUCUCCCUUUGCAAGAACCUUCCCGGUGUUCCCGCCCGCAUGGACAACGUCGAUAUUGCCAUCAUCCGUGAAAACACCGAAGGUGAAUACUCUGGCUUGGAACAUCAGUCCGUUCCCGGCGUGGUCGAAUCCUUGAAGAUCAUCACCCGUGCCAAGACCGAACGCAUUGCUCGUUUCGCUUUUGAUUUCGCCAUCAAGAACAACCGUAAGAAGGUGACUGCUGUCCACAAGGCCAAUAUCAUGAAAUUGGCCGACGGUCUCUUUUUGCGCACUUGCCGUGACGUUGCCAAGGAAUAUGAACACCACGGUAUCCAGUUCAACGACAUGAUCGUCGAUAACACUGCUAUGCAGUUGGUCUCUCGUCCCUCUCAGUUCGAUGUUAUGGUCAUGCCCAACUUGUACGGUAACAUUGUCUCCAACAUUGGUGCUGGUUUGAUCGGUGGUCCUGGUGUUAUCCCCGGUUGCAACAUUGGUCGUGAAUACGCCAUGUUCGAACCUGGUUGCCGUCACGUUGGUACCGAUAUUGGUGGCCAGAACGUCGCUAACCCCACCGCCUUGUUGCUUUCUUCCGUCAUGAUGUUGAGACACUUGAACUUGGACGAACAUGCUAACCGUAUCUCCAACGCUGUCUAUGAAACCAUCCAGACCGGUGCCGCCAGAACCGCUGACAUGGGCGGCAACAGCAGCACCAAGGACUUCACCAAGGCUGUUAUCUCCAAGUUGUAA
Radiomyces spectabilis is the source of this 1116-nucleotide messenger RNA. RefSeq names its product isocitrate dehydrogenase, NAD-dependent. Bases 1 to 1116 code for a protein of 371 amino acids. Gene Ontology annotation, biological process: tricarboxylic acid cycle; isocitrate metabolic process. The transcript has 4 exons. Gene Ontology annotation, molecular function: isocitrate dehydrogenase (NAD+) activity; magnesium ion binding; NAD binding. NCBI's taxonomy places the organism in Eukaryota, Fungi, Mucoromycota, Mucoromycetes, Mucorales, Radiomycetaceae. The record is from RefSeq and is a predicted model, not a curated record. Gene Ontology annotation, cellular component: mitochondrion.